Sciurus carolinensis (gray squirrel) is the source of this 1675-nucleotide messenger RNA. It is a transcript of the gene Asf1b, whose product is annotated as anti-silencing function 1B histone chaperone. Lineage: Eukaryota; Metazoa; Chordata; Mammalia; Rodentia; Sciuridae. Gene Ontology annotation, cellular component: nucleus. Bases 118 to 726 code for a protein of 202 amino acids. The transcript is spliced from 4 exons. Gene Ontology annotation, biological process: DNA replication-dependent chromatin assembly. Gene Ontology annotation, molecular function: histone binding. The record is from RefSeq and is a predicted model, not a curated record.
GGCGGGAGCGACUCCUGGUAACUCUGUCUACUUAGUGUCUCCCGCCCCCCCGCCCUCCGCCCAAACCGGACACAGAAGUGGGCUCCGCUGCAGCCGCAGCCGCGGCCGGGCGAGGUGAUGGCCAAGGUGUCGGUGCUGAACGUGGCGGUGCUGGAGAACCCGAGCCCUUUCCACAGCCCCUUCCGGUUCGAGAUCAGCUUCGAGUGCAAUGAGGCCCUGGCGGACGACCUGGAGUGGAAGAUCAUUUAUGUUGGCUCUGCUGAGAGCGAGGAGUUCGAUCAGAUCUUAGACUCAGUACUGGUUGGCCCUGUCCCAGCAGGAAGACACAUGUUUGUCUUUCAGGCUGAUGCCCCCAACCCCUCCCUCAUCCCUGAGACUGACGCCGUGGGUGUGACUGUUGUCCUCAUCACCUGCACCUACCAUGGACAGGAAUUCAUCCGUGUGGGCUACUACGUCAACAAUGAGUACCUCAACCCAGAGCUGCGGGAGAACCCACCCCUGAAGCCAGACUUCUCUCAGCUCCAGCGGAACAUCUUGGCCUCAAACCCCCGAGUGACCCGUUUCCACAUCAACUGGGACAACAAUGCAGACAGGCUGGAGGCCAUAGAGAACCAGGACCCUGUUCUGAGCUGUGGCCUUCCACUCAACUGCACUCCCGUCAAGGGCCUUGGCCUCCCUGGCUGCAUCCCUGGCCUCCUCCCUGAGAACUCCAUGGACUGCAUCUAACUGUGGGAAGCCAGGCCUGGCUGCACUUAGCCAGGACCACAGCCAAUUUCCUGGCAUACCUGGGGGGGCCACUAGGCCUCCCAGAGAGUCGUGUGGGGUCAUCUCAAGGACUUUGGAGCCAUCCACUGCAUCCAGGCCUGUCAAACUUGGCUCCAAAGAAAGAAUGGGCAUCAGGUCUCUUCCAGUCUCUGCCCAGAAGGAUCAUCUCACCUCUACUGCACAGGCCUAUAAGAAGCAGGUACUUCAUUGUUCAUUCUUACUGACUCAGUGUUUUUUCUUUUCCACACACACUAUAAAUUCCACCUGCAGGCCAUUGUGCCACUGAGCUCCCAUGAGUGCUGUUGACCCAAAGCUCUUCCUGCCUUGAGGCUUUCUUGGUCAAUGCCUGGCAAGGCUGUGGCCCUGUUGGGCUAAGGGAUCUGUCAUUCCUUUCCCUUCUCAAACACCUGAGCACAUCAGCUUCCUGGUGUCACAGGCAAGGAAUCCUGGUUAGGGGCUCAAAUAACAAUUUCUGUCCUCCCAGAAAAAAUUUUUACCCAGCAGCCCCUAGAAAACUCUGUUCCCAAAGGUAUAUCAGCAAGAUGCUGAGGAACAAUGGGUGUCUCUCACUCACAGCCACCUUCCUGUCAUUUCCUAACUAGUCUGGCUUGCCUUGGAGGCUGCCCUGGGAGGAGAUGGCAUAUUAGGGCUUGCUCUGUCUGGCUCGGGGUUGCCAUCAGGACCUUUGCUCCGGCUGCCUUGGUCUUCUCUCUGAGACACAUGCUUUUAUAGGCCAUAGAGUGAUUUCGGGCAAGGGAAAUAUUCAGCACCCUGAAAACCUUCCCUCCCUGCCCUGUGCCUCUAUCCCUCGCUGCUAUGUGGAUGCUGUUGUGAUUACAGUUUGUAUAUUAAAGGGUUUUUAUAUUAAAAGUGUUCAGUUGCUCUAAAAAUAAAAGGCACUUCAUCUAGA